CUCACCGAGCUGGGGCAAGGAAAGGCGCGGGAUACGGAAGGAAGCGGAAGGCCCUCCCGGAGAAGGACACAGAGGGCAAGCGAGGGCGGGGCGGGGCGGAGCGGAGCAGAGCACCGGAAAGCAGCGGCCGCGCGGGAACCGGGCGAGCCGGCCCCUCCCGGAAGAGACGGUGUUACUGGCAGGUGAAGCCACUUCCGGUACGGAGAACGGGCACUUCCGUGGAUGAGCCACCCUUGGCAUUGUGCCUCGUGUGUGUGACUCAGAUGGAUUCUGCUUGCCUGAAAGAUUCCUGCAAGUCCUCAGAGUUGUCCAACCUGCCUGGGAUCAGUGCUGGAAGCCGUGAGAAACACACCGAAAGCGAGUCCUACAGCCUCGUUGUCCCUGUGCGGGAUGGAGACUUGGGAGUCACUCUCACUUACCCUUGAUGUGCUGAGGGGUUGAAUCCAGGAUGGCUGCCCUGUGGAGGGAGGUCCCCAAGGACCUUUUGUAUAAUGGUGCAAUACUGCAUUUCUUUUUUGCUUAUUCUAGUUCUAGCCAGCUGGUCUCAUGCUGUCUCUGUGGUGGGAAAUGGUCCCCUCAAAGUCAGUGAAGUUGGGCUUGGGGCAUCUUGGAAGUCCCAUGGCUUCCAUUGCAGGAAGGCUUCUGUUCUUUGGUUUUCAAAUUUAAUUGCCUCUGGUUUUCAGAUUUAAUUGGACCCACCCAAGGGCUGAUUUUUCUCCAGAGGCACCGAAUGCCUCAGUAUCUCUUGCUGACAGUAGAUGGUGUGAUGAGAGAUCAGCAUCUUUGAUACUCUAGCUGUAUCAGCUAGGAGAGCACAGCUUCCUUUCAGCUUUUUUUGCAGGUUUGCAAUGAUUUGAUUUGAUUUAACUGUGUGGCCAUGGAAACUUUAAGAUGAGAAUUGAAACAGGAGGAGUUGAUUUUGGAUGUGACCUUGGGUGUCUGUGCCUCAAUUUCCUCAUGGGAGGGAGCUGCGAUCUUCCUUGCUCAAUGAAAAGGGACAGAAUAAGAAUUAUUCAGGAAAUAAAACAGGCUGGGUGAGACUCGACUGUCAAGAAGCCCAAGGCACAGGAGGACCAACUGGAUGCUGCUGGAUCCAUGGAGGGCAAUAUUGAAAUCUUAAACCUGGAUAUGAAGCCUGGGAACACCCUGAAGGUGAAGGGCAAAAUACCUGCAGAUACUGUUGGCUUCAGCAUCAAUCUUGGCUGCAGCUCAAAAGAUCUGGCAUUUCACUUCAAUCCCCGCUUCAAUGAGUCUGUCAUCGUCUGUAACUCCAAGUGCUCUGAUUGCUGGCAGACAGAACAUCGUGACCGCCACCUCCCUUUCUACAGGGGCUCCACUGUCAAGUUCUUCAUUGAAAUGCUGUCAGACAAAUUCCGUGUGAAACUGCCGGAUGGUCAUGAAGUGUACUUCCCUAACCGGCACGGCUACCGCAAGAUCAACUACGUAAGCAUCCAGGGAGGCUUAAAGAUGAUCUCCUUCAAGCUGAGCUGA
Cinclus cinclus is the source of this 1491-nucleotide messenger RNA. It is a transcript of the gene LGALS2, whose product is annotated as galectin 2. NCBI's taxonomy places the organism in Eukaryota, Metazoa, Chordata, Aves, Passeriformes, Cinclidae. The transcript is spliced from 6 exons. Gene Ontology annotation, molecular function: carbohydrate binding. The record is from RefSeq and is a predicted model, not a curated record. Bases 1096 to 1491 code for a protein of 131 amino acids.